AUGGGAAGAAGAGACAACGGGUCUCAAUUGCGUGUCUCGCGUGUCGAGGGAGACGGAUGCGCACCACCGAGCAAAAAAUACGUCGAAUCCCUCCAGGCCAGAAUUCGCCUUCUAGAGGCUCAGGUCGUCUCACUUGGCUCUCAACCCCCGACCAUCCUCCCUGAUCCUCAAGCAAUUGAGCCUGAGGGAGUCGAGCUUGACGAUGAUACCGGUGAUGAGCAAGACCCUCUUUCCGAGCUUACCGGCUUAGUCGGCCGUCUCAACGUGAUCGACGACGGCCAGAUCCACUACUUCGGUUCACAAAGCUCAUACAACCUAGUCCGGGAACCAUUACGCGAUGCCGCGCCUCAUGAACCUUCACUCAGGAUGCAAAGACAGGGCAUAGCAGCCGCGGCUCAACUGGGGAAACUCGUCACCAUCUCGGAUGAUAUGCAGAAUCAUUUACUGGAACUUUAUUGGAAAUGGCAAAAUCCGUGGAACUACGUUAUUCAUAAGGGAACGUUUUUGCGAAGUUUCAGGGGGGAAGAUGACGGAAAGUACUGUUCGCCUCUUCUGCUAUCUUCGAUAUUUGCCAUCUCUGCUCGCUAUUCGGAUCGCCCGGAACUUCGAUCAGACCCGAACGACCCCAAUACCGCAGGAGACGCUUUUUGUGAGCACGCGAAGGUUUUGUUGCUUUAUGAGAGCGAGGCGCCUACCAUUACAACUGUCCAGUCUGCGUGUCUCUUAGCCCUGCGCAUCAUGUCCGACGGGAAAGAGGCACUCGGCUGGCUUUACUCCGGUAAUGCUACACGGAUGGCACACAACCUAGGGUUGAACUUAGACUGUUCCAAAUGGGUUACCUCAGGCUUGCUCUCAGAAGAUGAAGCUGAGACGAGAAAGGUGACUUGGUGGGGAUGCUACGUGGUCGAUAAGCUGUUUUCUCUCGGGCUGGGCAGGCCAAGUAGCACACCCAAGUCGAGCAUCACCUGUCCGAAGCCGAGCAUCGACAACGAGGAAGAAUACACACCAUGGAAACCUGCCACAGAGGGCGCCUUUGACGAGAAAACACUAGGAGUUCACUCUCAUAUUUCCUCAACGGCCCAUCACGUAUCGGAAACGUACACAAUCGCUUGCGAGGCUAUGGAUAUGAUUUACGCUAUUAACAGCAAGCUGUCGUCAAGAGAGAUCGAAGACAUUGUCAGCAAGACAGACGCCUUUGAUGAGGAAGAGGAGGUCAAGACGCUCAGUGAGCAAAAGUGCGUCUCCUGA
Molecule: messenger RNA, 1248 nt
Organism: Colletotrichum karsti
Lineage: Eukaryota; Fungi; Ascomycota; Sordariomycetes; Glomerellales; Glomerellaceae
Exons: 6
Coding region: 1-1248 (415 amino acids)
Biological process (GO): DNA-templated transcription
Molecular function (GO): zinc ion binding; DNA binding
Source: RefSeq, a predicted model, not a curated record